Molecule: messenger RNA, 4247 nt
Organism: Paramuricea clavata
Lineage: Eukaryota; Metazoa; Cnidaria; Anthozoa; Malacalcyonacea; Plexauridae
Source: the annotation of a GenBank genome assembly
GGAGGUGUUUGUAUUAGAGAAGUGUUUGUAUUAGAGGUAUUGAAGAGUUAUCCGUAUGAGAGAGGUGUCCAUAUUAGAGAGAUGUCUAUAUUAUAGAAAUCGCCUAUUGACUGAAUUUAUUUCAUUUCUGCAGGGGUUUAGAUGAUAAUCUGAUAGACAGCUUUCCUGUUUUUAAUGACUUCUCUCAAAAGCUCAAGAUAUUGUAAGUAUAUGAGGUAUAUCAUAUUUCAUGUCAUAUCGCCGCUUGAGUGUUUUAAAAACUAACAACGAUGGAAUCAUCUUAUUUAGAAGUCUCCGUGGGAAUAAUAUUAAAGAACUCAAGCUACAAGAUUUGAACAAAUUCCCAGAAUUGGAGGAAUUGUAAGUUCACUGUUUACGUCACCAAAUUUACAUAUAAGAAUAGCGACUAUUGGCAUUUUUUUUCUAAUCUUGCAAUUCUCAUUAAAAAAACUACGAAAUUGUAAUUAAAUUAAAAUUAAAAUAUGAAGAUUAAUCACAAACUAUAUACAUUUUGACUUGUGCUUUAUUAAUUUUGCAUCUUAUCAAUAUUGCUUAGCUAUCUCCGAGAAUUAUUCUUGUGCUUUUGCAUCUUAUCAAUAUUGCUUAGCUAUCUCCGAGAGUUAUUCUUGUGCUUUUGCAUCUUAUCAAUGUUGCUUAGCUAUCUCCGAGAAUUAUUCUUGUGCUUUUGCAUCUUAUCAAUAUUGCUUAGCUAUCUCCGAGAAUUAUUCUUGUGCUUUUGCAUCUUAUCAAUAUUGCUUAGCUAUCUCCGAGAAUUAUUUUUGUGCUUUUGCAUCUUAUCAAUAUUGCUGGAAAUACUGUAUGUAUUCUUAUUGUGUUUCUGUUUACUUCAGGCAUUUGGGGAACAACAAAAUUACCUCGCUACAAGAUGGUGUUUUUCCAAAUAUGAAGAAAAUUAAAAUAUUGUAAGUUGUUUGUUUCUUGAACAAAACACAAACUUUAUCCAUCUUUGCUUGUAGUGGUAUUAGCUGUUCUAUCGUUGUCUUAAUAACAUGGUGACACGCGUUAUACUACGAGAUAAUUAUUAACCUUUUUCAUUUUUCAUUUUUAGAGAAAUGAGUAACAACCCCAUUGAGAGCAUCGCAUCGCAUGCUUUUGAGAAACUGGUGUCUCUAAAAACUCUGUGAGUAAAGUAUAUUACGUUUUUAGAGAAAUAUUUUCGGUCGUUCUGAAUAAGGGUGUUAGCAGAACCAGGGCGAAACUUCGGUAUUGCGGAUGGGGGGGGGGGGGAGUGAGCUUGUUUUGCCCGACCAAAAGGACGUCACCGAAGUCGUUCUCGACGGAUGAACAUUUCAGUCGCUAAUUAAUAUUUCUUCUCCCAAAAUUGUUGGCAAGGCGGGGGGAUUUCCGGACCGAGCAUUUUUCACUAACUUUCAAAAUAAUUUACCGUAGUUUGUAAAAUUUUUCAGUAAUAUUUUCCGGCGUAAAUUUAUCAAUUUUUUUCCUACAACUAUUACUUUUCAAUCCAAGACACUCGAAUAUUUUCAAAAUUUGCCUGACGAAAUUGUAUGGAUAUACCCGACGAGAUAGAGACUGGGGGUGUCACCCCCCCCCCCCCGGUAGUUUUGCCACUGAGAAGGACAGGGCCAUGCAUGUACCUAUUAACUCUGUGAUAAGCAUUUGAUUUGUGCAGCGUUUAUAGAAGAGUGCUUCCAGUCUGCCUUUACCAAAUACCACAGGUUUUCUCCCGGCGAUCGAUAGAGCUAUAUCCAGUAUAAAUAAAGUUAUUUUUUUAACUGAAUUUGUUUCUGAUUUUUAGAUAUUUAGACGGUAUCGACAUUGAAAAUCUGCCCACAGUUGGUCUUCAAAAUCUAAUAACUUUAAGUCUUGAUCGAGUACACAAAUUACGAACUAUUCCCGAAGGCCUGGAAAGGAUUGAAAACGUGAAGCUUGCUAAAGAAAAAUCCUUCUUAUGCUGCAAACUGAAAUUUGAUAGAAUCGGCCCACAUUUGACAGGCCCACGCACCAAAUUCAACGGAACAACGCGUAGCAUGCCCACAACACCCACAAACAGAGCAACUAGAAGCGAGUCUGCAACCCCAGCUGGGUUUGGGAAACGAAAGAAAAGGAGGUCAAUAUUAACUCUCUCUCCGUCUGCUGCUCCUCCAACGGGUCCGAUUAAUACAGUCCCUCCGUCCAGACCAUUAAAUUGCACACCGGAGCCAACGGCUUUUCAACCAUGUGAAGAUGUCAUGGGCGCGGACUGGCUGACUGCUGUUUCGUUUAUCAUCGCACCGUUUGCACUGUGUGGGAACUUUGUCGUUCUUGUCGUCUUCUUAUGUUUGGCAAGGAAUUAUAAUGUUUCAAGAUUUUUGGUGACUAAUCUUGCUCUAGCUGACUUGAGUAUGGGAGUAUACUUGCUAUCUUUGGUUAUUGAAUCUGUAAUAACCUCCGGAGAAUAUUACAAGCACGUAGAACGGUUUCAAUUUGGCUUGAGUUGCAACGUACUCGGCUUCCUGGCAAUGUUUUCCAGCGAGUUGUCCGUCUUUUCAUUAACAAUGAUAACGGUGGAACGCUACUUGACAAUCGUAUAUGCAAUGUACCCGCGGUAUAGACUGACCAUGCGCACUGCAAUCAUUUGUAUGAUUAUUGGAUGGAUUGUUGCAAUUACAGUUGCAGUUCUACCAAUAAGGGGUGUUGGUAGUUAUGGCAAAGUUGCAAUAUGUCUACCGUUCGAUACGGACAAUGGUGGAGAUCUGUAUUUAUUCUUUGUAUUCGGGUUAAAUGGUGUAGGAUUCCUAUUCGUCUGCGCGCUUUACGCUCAAAUCUAUCGUUCAGUUUUCAGAACCAAUAACUCGACUCCGACACGCGGGCACGAUUCCAGAGUCGCGAGACGAAUGGCGCUUUUGGUUUUCACUGAUUUUGCCUGCUUUACUCCAAUCGCCAUCACCGGCAUAUCUGCACUACUGGGCAACCCCUUGAUCGAUGUGAAACAAUCAAAGUAUUUACUCGUUUUCUUCUUUCCCUUAAACGGAUUGUUAAAUCCGUUUUUGUACGCGAUCAUUACAAAGACAUUUCGACGAGAUCUUGCAGCACUUCUCAAGAACUGUUUUGUAUGUGGUGGAACUCUGACCAAUUAUAUAUCCAAUUUUCCUGGAUCGCGAUCAGUACAAAGUACGAACGACGUUCUGAAUCCGUCCGCCCGACCAUCAUUAGACUUCAACGCCAUGGGCGGCUUUCAUAGUCUGGGAAAUAUUAGGGGCUCAAGAGAGAACCCCGUAUCAGCUUCGUUCUCAAAGUCAGAACCGAAUUUGGUUAAGUUUAAUGAUGAAGCAUUAAAUUCGUAAUGUGUAUAUUUAAUAGUUGGUGGUUAACAAGAUUGUAGUCUACAGACAGUUGUCGAGUGACAAGAUAAUGUCUUCUGAAGUAAUAGAAUUGAGAUAUAUAAUCUUGAAUUAUCUGUGCCAGUGUAGAUCGUGGCAAUAACAAGAAAGCUUCGCAUUGAUAGGGAUACAACUACCUGAAAAAUACAAGGAGAACUUCGACGAGCGAAGUCCCUUCGUCGGGAUGUUACUAUUAAGUUAGUAGCGGGAAGGGACUUUUUAAAAGGUAGUUGUAUCCCUAUAUCAAUCCAAAGCUUUCUCUAUACGUUUCUGCAUUUUUGAAGGUGAUUGCAGUAACCCAUGACAAACGUAAGGUAGUAUAUAUUUAUUCGGAUAAUUAUUAAAUCAAAUGCAAUCACAGGGAGAUUGUGCUGAUGACUCAUUCAAAUAUAAUGCAUUGUAAUAUAGUCAAGUCAUUCAGAUCUACGGUAAAGUUUGCAAAAAAAUUACUAUUACAAAAUUGUGCACAAAGUGCUAUUAUUGUGUUGAAACAAUAGAACUAUUGUUCUAGUACAAUAUAGUAUUGUGCUGGAACAAUGAAGUCAUUGUUCUGAGACAAUACCAUUGUUCUAGCACUAUAGCCGCACGGGCACUGGACAUACAGUAUAUAAAGCUUUAGAAACAGUCAUUUAAAUGUAUGUAUUUCAAAUUAUGAAAAUAAUUUAUUGUAGAUCGAUAGAAAGUGUAUAUGGUUAAUUUUGAAAAUCUGGUUCAAACCCAUAUCUUGUUAAUAGGGGAUUUAAGGAUUUUUAAUCUGGGAAAAAUGCAACAUUCUCAUUAAAGGAUUAAAUUUUUUAAAUGUUGUAAGAUGAACGUUUGCAUGUAAGCAUCAAGAUACAUUCAUUCCAAAAAUAUUCAUUGUACAUACAUGGAAUUAAAACUGUAAAUAUUGCAAAUAAAUUAAUG